AUGGCUGUGUCUAAGAAUGCAGCUGGAUAUAGUGGUUUGACAGAAGAUGAGGAGAAGCAGUUGAAAGCACUGUUGAAUAAGGCUCAGCAGGCUCCGAAGGCGUCUGGUGGAUCAGCAAUGACUGAUGCUUCCAAGCGUUUGAGGGGAGAGAGUGAUUCGGACUUUGAAGCAGUUGGAUCUCCAACUACUCCAAGUGAGCUCUUCCGAAGUGAAGAUCGCAAGGAGGUUCCAUUGCCAAAGAAUUGCACUCUGAAGGAGUGGUCUCACACGGUGUGCCAGCUUCCGAAAGUCAAUGGUGAGCCGAAGUGGAACGGAAAGACUUAUUCUGAACUGCUUAGGAUGGCUAUUGAUGGUGACAUUGAGCUGGACAAGUAUCUGGGAUUCAUUUUCAAGAAGUAUCAUGGGUUCUAUGAUGGAACUCACAAGUCUCAAGCCGUGGACUUGGCUGGGAAUCCCGUCCUUUUGGAGGCAGCUUUUGAUGACCAUGGGGACUGUGACAGUCUCAUUGCCGAUGCCUUCCCACACAUGGUGGACGAGGAGAGGCGGGACAACGUAGCAGUGUUGCUGCAGUGGAAGCAUGAAGUGACAAGGCCAUUGAAGAGGUUUAGACUGGAAACUGUCGCUUCUGCAUUGCAUGUUUUGCCCCUGCCCAAUGCUUUGAAUGUUCAAGAUGAAUAUCAGCGGAUUACGAAGACCAGUGUCCACUGCAUUCUCGAAAUGCAUACAAAGAGGAAGCAGAAGAAGUACAGAGAGGACGCACCAGAUGUCCGCUCGAGGAAGUUUGAAUCCGAACGGAAGAAGUAUUCACUUCUGCUUGCACAGGUCAUGAUCAAUGCAGGCCUCCCCAUUGUGGCUUUGAUUCAGACUCUUGAGGAUUCCAAUUCUGCAUGGAUCCACAUCUUCGCUGCCAGGCGUGCCAACACGUUGAAGAGCAGGUACAAGGUUUGGAAGCCCUUCGAGAAAUGGCUCGAGACCCAUCGCGGGUAUCUUUUCCCCAAGUCUGUCAAGGAUGCAAUUGAUUACAUGCAGCAUCGGGUUGACGAGCAGUGCGGCCGCACGGUGCCUGAGUCGUUGGGCAUCACAUUGGGCAUGCUGGAGCAGCUUGGAAGGGUACCGGAGUCAGACAGGAUUUCAGAUGAUCCCCUAUGGAGGGGGCAUGUCAAGUCUUGGACGGCGGAGCUCAGUGAGGAUGCCCCUGCUCGCAAGCCUGCUGAGAUGUUUACAGUGGCAAUGGUGCUUGCACUGGAGUUGCUGGUGGUUGAGGAUUCCGAGCCCAUCUUCACACGAGCUCUGGCUUGGAUUGUCCUCAUCAUGGUGUGGGGAGCAAUGAGGACCAUUUCUUUGACUGGUGAAGAUUGGUUGAGAGCUGGAUUCGACAUUUGGGAAUCAGAACAGUUUUCAUUCCCACGUGACUACAUGGUGAUGGAGCCUUCCAAGUGCUGGACAAAGGUGAAGCGUAAGUUUGUGACACCUGCUGGGUUGAGCUCGCUUAUAGGGAAGCUGCUGAGCACCCUCAACUGCCCGAGGCGAUCAGGCGUGGGCUGGGAGUUGAUGCCUCAUGUUCUCUUGCUGCCGGAUGGCCUGGAGUCAUUUUUCUCAGGCCACAGCGCACGGAAUUUCCUCACCUCAAUUGCUGCGGUGAUUGGCUUUUCUCGUGACGAGAGAGCUUACUUGGGGAGGUGGUCGAUGGGGAUGACCUCAUCUGAGGAGUAUGUCAGAACAUCGAGGCAGGUGGUUUUCAAGAUUCAGCGUGCAGUCAACCGGACAUUGGUUGAGGGUCUGGCUGAAGUCUAUCAUGAGGACGAAGCCAUCCAACGUUUGUGCGAUGCUGCAGAAAGAUCUGGAGCAAACCUCAACAGGAUCAGGAAGAGGCAUUCAGUGCUUUCAGACUGGAUGGGGAGACAUUCUUUGGGAGGCACUUUUCCCACACUGGAGGUCCAUGAGGGCGAUUGGCAAGACCAUGCAGAAGGAGCUGACACGGAGAUGGAGCUGGCAGCAAAAGUUGCUGAGUUUUCGAAGAAGGAAUCAUUGGCUGGUGAUCACUCCAGCAAAUACUUCAUCACAAUCUCUCGGAGGACUUGCUUGCGCCGUUUGCACCUCAGUGGAUGCUUUGUCAAGCCAGACAGAUGUUGUGAAGUGACAUUUGUCGAUCAAGUCACUUGUGAUGAUUUUGAUUCAGUGUGUCAAGCUUGCAAGAAGAAGAUGCUAGCAGAGUGUGGGAGGGAUGGCGGGGAGCAGUCCUCGUCGACAGCCUCCUCGUCUUCCACAGCCUCAGAGGCGGAGGAUUUGGAAGUUCACACGUGCUUUUUAGGUAAAGGUCUUCCGGUUGCUCGGCUUCUUUUGUUCUUUCUUCUAGGUCGGUCGAGGCUUCUUAGGCAUUACGGAAAUCUCAGGAAGUUCACUGCCUUAGGAGACGAUCGUGCCUCUAUCAGGACGUCUUGCUUGCAUGACUUUGCGAUCGUGGCUGACACCCCAGAGCGUAGGACGAAGUCUAAGGCGAAAAUGCCUACAACCACGGAGGAAUACAGGAAGAUCAUGAAGGUUGAGGCAUACACAUGGCUGUGCAUGGCUUCGCGGUACAAAGCAAAGCAUUGGUCGCAUGGAUUGACAAUGGAGCCCUUCUUGAAAUUUACUGAAUACAUUUUAGGAGAUCGGGUGUUUGGAAUCCAGAUACCGGCUUCAGCCAGUGACACUGGCCAACAGAAGGUGCGACCAGAUUGGUCCAUAGUGCUGGCCUAUGAACAGAGGUUGCGGAAGGAGGCCAUGAAAAAGGUCUUGGAGGGCCACACACUCAGUGAAUCAUUGCUGGCCGUCAUCAGGGAUCCAGACCUGAAGGAGGCGUACUUUACAACUCCGGUUGCUCUCAAGUCAGCCAUGUCGGACACCCAGCAACCCAAUAAGUGGCAACGAUUCAACAGCAAAGGUGGUUUUUCUGGCAAGCAAUCCCCUUCGUUUUCCAAGGGGAAAGGGAAAUCUCCCAAGGGCAAAUCCAAAGGCAAAUCUUUGGACCAACGUCUCAAAGGAUUGAGCCUUGCUUGGAGGACACCAGAUGGUCGUGAGCUCUGUUUCGCUUGGAACAGUGGAGAAUGCGAUGGCAAAAACUGGUGGGCCGCUUCCUACUCUGAAGGUGGUUUAUCUUUUUGCUGGGAAAAGGUCGAAGAGGCCAAUACUUUUGUGGACAGAUGCAUUCAGGCAUGUCAUAUUGUGGCUGACACUGGAGGGCAUUUCAUUCUGGAACAUCCAGAAGAUCUGGGCUCAGUUGAGGGCGAACUUCCCGGCUCCAUAUGGCAGUGGCCUGAGGUGUUAGAGUUGAUUCCUUGUUGCAAUGCCAUUUCAUUUGCAGUGCACCAGUGUCAGUUUGGGGCACCUACGCCCAAACCUACUCGGUUCAUGACAAACAUGGAGGUCACCGACAAGCGUUGUUUCAUGUCCCUUCCAAAGUUUGAUCGGCUUGGUUUUUACAAGGGUCCACUUCCCAGAACUUGCGGGCAUAUUCAUAAGAAGAAGCUCAUUGGGAAAACAGAUUCCCACUGGAAUACAGCACCCAGUGCAGCUUACCCUGCACAGCUUUGCAAAUUUAUUGCAGAUUUGUUUCUUCAUGCUCGCGCAUCCUGCGGAAGGGGCGACAGGACCAAAUCUACAACUGAAAAAAGGCUGGCUCCUCAGACGGCGGAAAGUUUCCAGCCACCCCACAAGAAAUGCAAGACAGUACAAGUGGAUGGUGGUAGUACCACGGCUGUUGCGCAGGCAUCUGCAUGUUUGGCAAAAGGUUCAAGUCAGCCUCAAGUUGAGGCACCCAUUGGAACAGUUGAGCCUGGUCCCCAAGUUGGGGCACAAGCAGAAGAGGGUGAGUUUGACUUCAAGCGUUGCGGGAACUCUGGCAAACCCAUCUCAGUGGAAUGGGACCGAACUCAUAAGGAAUUUACAGAUGGUUUUGGUUUGUGCAGUCCAGGCAGAUGGAGGCCUUCACAAAGGGGUGUUCAGAGAAGUUCAGAAAUGGUGCAGCUGGCUGACAACUCAUUUGACAUUUUGGUUUCUUGCGUUGUGGCGGUGAUUCCUGAUUUGAGGACGGAAGCCUUUAAACUUGUUACUGGAAAGCUCAUGGAAUCGCCUUUUUCAGCAGAUACAUUGGCCGGAGUCCGCGCCAAACUUUUUGCACUUCUUCCGGACCCAAGGGGGGCAGCUGUUGUUGAUGAUGGCCAACCUUUUCACUUGAGAGCACUUGCACAAUGGCUACAGGUGUUUGCUGACGAAGAUGCUAGGUGGUUGGUGGAUGAGAAAGAAUCUUUUGCAACGGGGGUUUGUCUGGGAGUUGAAAAGGCGUUGCCACGGUCUCCACAAGUUUGCCCUCCCAAGCUGAAGCACCGGCGCUUGGACGAUACGGAGUUUUCUCCGAUAGCACAGAACUACCCAUCUGCACAGAUGUCUUCGAAGGAGUUGGAGGAGAAGUUCCGUGAAGAAGAGGAACUCAAUCGCAUGUUUCCUUCUAAGCUGGGAGUUUUGAGGGAGGAAUAUGGUGAGCGGCUUAGAGUGGCUUCGAUGGCAGCCAUCCAAAAACCAGAUGGCACUGUACGUCCGCUUCACGACGCAACUCACUCUGUCAUGGUCAACCACUCCAUUAGAUACCAGGACAAGAUAGAGUGCCCUGGGCCAGCCGAGAUCUCGGCGAUUGUCAGGGAGGCCACUGAGACUGGCGAAGCCGCCUUUUGCGUCAGCGCUGACAUUCGUGCUGCCCAUCGUUUGGUCAAGGUGAGGAGGGCUGAUUGGGGCUAUAUGUGUUGCAAAGCAGAUUCACAGUCAGAUGUUAUUUGGGUUAACCGGACGGGCACAUUUGGUAUUUCCAGUGCACCAUAUUGGUGGUCGAAACUUGCUGGCUUGCUGGGGAGAUUCGUUGGUUACAUGUUUCAUCAGCGUUGGAUGAUGCACAUGAUCUAUGUGGACGAUCUCCAUGGCGUCUUUGCCGGGGAGCACAAGUUCCUGUUCUUGUGGGUCUGGCUCCUUGCGUUUGAGGUUGCAGGUACGCCAUUUGGAUACCACAAAUUCAAGGGUGGAUAUGCUUCAGAGUUUGUUGGGUUUCAGCUGCGAUAUGACUUGGUGGAGGUUGGAAUUUCAGUAAAGCGCGGCACUUGGAUUACUCAGUGGGUGGAGAAGGCAAAGGCAAACAGAUAUGUUGUCCAGGCGAGAGACUUCGCUGAAUUCCUUGGAAGGUUGGGAUUCAUUGCACAGUUAUUAAUAUGGUUGAAACCACACUUGGCUCCGCUCUUUUCAUGGGCGGCUGUGACAGCAGCUGGAACAGUUUGCAGGCUUCCAGAUACAGUCAUUUUGACACUUCAAUACAUAGCCGCAGAGUUUGGGCGCGAGACCUUUUUGGUGUCGGCUUUGAGGCCAAGGCAUUUUGAAGGGGAACAGUUUCGGACGGAUGCAAAAUGCACGGAAGAGUUUGUGGUCCUCGCUGGUUGGGAAUUAAAAUCAAAGAGAUGGUUUUCUGUGAAGCUGGGGCCUUCUGAAGUCCCGUAUCUUUUCAAGCCUGGCUUGGGUGCUCAGUGGGCAUCCACCUCUGCGGAACUCCUUGCAUCGCUGCUUGCACUACAUAUGUUUGGCUGGUUGGAUGAGACAAAGGAGAGGAAAGCGAUUGAGAUCUCCCUAGUAGGGGGAACAGACAAUCGCGCAAAUGAAUCGCUGUCUGCAAAGAGGUCAACGACGAAAUGGCCUCUGAUGGGGAUCAACAUGCAACUUUCUUCGGCUCUUUCGAGGGCGCGCUUGAGCCUUGGGUUAAGAUGGAGACCUCGUGAAGAGAACACUGAGGCUGAUCAACUUACAAAUGAAGUUUACGAUGGUUUCGAACAGGCACAGCGCUUACAUGUUUCCUGGGGGGAUUUGGACUUGGGGGUCCUGGAUGGUUUGAUUCGAACAAGAGAAGAGUUUGUGCGGUUGCGGGAAGUCGCAAAGGAGUCUUCGAAGCUGGCCCCCAAAGUGAAGGGGAAGAAGUUUGACAAAUCACCUUGGUAG
Messenger RNA from Cladocopium goreaui, 6009 nucleotides. NCBI's taxonomy places the organism in Eukaryota, Dinophyceae, Suessiales, Symbiodiniaceae. The record is from the annotation of a GenBank genome assembly.